AUGUCCGAAUACCACAAAGCGCUAAAAGUCCUGAUGCAGUCUCCGGUCACGGACGACAUGAUCAAAUUUCUCACCAACCAGACUCUCAGAGUCCUGCCCAACGUGCAAACCCCGGCCCAAACCUCCGCCUACCCCAGCCCCCCAAGCUCCCCACCCAAGAAGCACCUCCAGCCGCAGAGAUUGCCGUCCCUGAUGAGUUUCAUCAGCAGGCUCGUCAGACACACAAACGUAUACACCUCGACCCUGCUCACCACCGUCUGCUAUCUGAACAAGCUGAAGUGCAUACUACCGAGGGACGCGACGGGGCUGCCAUCAACCAUACACCGCAUAUUCCUGGCCUGCCUCGUGCUCAGUGCCAAGUUCCACAACGACUCCUCCCCACUGAACAGGCACUGGGCGAAGUACACGGACGGCCUGUUCUCGCUGGAAGACCUGAAUCUGAUGGAAAGACAGCUGAUUCAACUGCUGAACUGGGACCUGAGGGUAACAAACGACGAUCUGAUACUGGACCUGAGAUUCCUACUAGAGCCCAUAGUCGCGGACAUCGAGAAGACCUCCAGACAGAGAAAAAGAAUCGAAAAGCAGAAGCUGCUACAACAACAAAGACACAGAAUGAUCGAAAGUGCUGGCACAGUGAGAUCACUGUCAAACAGCAGUAGCACGACCAAACUCUACGACCACCAAAGAAACGUGUCCAUAUGUUCUGACCUGAGCUCGAGCACACUGGUAGACUACGAUUUGAACGCUAACACCACGCCUAAACCGGCCGCCAACACGAAAAAAGCGUGUCGAAAUAGCUGGGAGGCUCUGGAACACGAGCUGAAUCAGGUUCUCAUGCAGCACGACACCUGCAGUGACACCUACAAUGCGUGCAACUACUAG
Zygotorulaspora mrakii is the source of this 882-nucleotide messenger RNA. It is a transcript of the gene PCL1, whose product is annotated as Pcl1p. The transcript has a single exon. The coding region runs from base 1 to 882 and encodes 293 amino acids. Gene Ontology annotation, biological process: regulation of cyclin-dependent protein serine/threonine kinase activity. Lineage: Eukaryota; Fungi; Ascomycota; Saccharomycetes; Saccharomycetales; Saccharomycetaceae. Gene Ontology annotation, cellular component: cyclin-dependent protein kinase holoenzyme complex; nucleus. Gene Ontology annotation, molecular function: cyclin-dependent protein serine/threonine kinase regulator activity; protein kinase binding. The record is from RefSeq and is a predicted model, not a curated record.